UGUUUCUGCUGUUUCUCAGAGAGCUCAGGGGCUGUGUCCGCAGACAGACACUCUGAUCCUGCUGCUGCAGCCCGGCGGCUGAUCAGCCUUCUGUGAUACAGGCUUGGGCAGGAUUCUACGACCAGCUGCCCCUUCCAAGCAUGGCAAUGGCAAAUGAUUCCUCUCACGUGGACUCUGAGUUCCGCUAUACCCUCUUCCCGAUUGUUUACAGCAUCAUCUUUGUGCUGGGGGUAGUUGCCAACAGCUAUGUGCUGUGGGUCUUUGCCUGCCUGUACCCUUCCAAGAAACUCAAUGAGAUAAAGAUCUUCAUGGUGAACCUCACCAUGGCUGACCUGCUCUUCUUGGUGACCCUGCCCCUGUGGAUCAUCUACUACCACAACCAGGGCAACUGGAUUCUCCCCAGUUUCCUCUGCAACCUGGCUGGCUGCUUCUUCUUCAUCAACACCUACUGCUCAGUGGCCUUCCUGGCUGUCAUCACUUACAACCGCUUCCAGGCAGUGACCCGGCCCAUCAAGACAGCUCAGGCCACCACCCGCAAGCGUGGUUUCUUGGUGUCCCUGGUCAUCUGGGUGGCCAUUGUGGCUGCUGCAUCCUAUUUCUUCAUCCUGGACUCCACCAACGUAGUGCCCAGCAAGUCCGGCUCGGGCAACAUCACACGCUGCUUUGAGCAUUAUGAGAAGGGCAGCGUGCCUGUCCUCAUUGUCCACGUCUUCCUCGUGUUCGGCUUCUUCCUCGUCUUCCUCAUCAUCUUCUUCUGCAACGUGGUCAUCAUCCGCAGGCUGCUCAUGCAGCCGGUGCAGCUGCAGCACAACGCGGAAGUCAAGCGCCGGGCUCUGUGGAUGGUGUGCACCGUCCUGGCCGUGUUCAUCGUAUGCUUCGUGCCCCACCACCUAGUGCAGCUGCCCUGGACCCUGGCCGAGCUGGGCUUCCAGAGCAGCAGCUUCCACCAGGGUAUCAACGAUGCCCAUCAGGUCACUCUCUGCCUUCUUAGCACCAAUUGUGUCUUAGACCCCAUCAUCUACUGUUUCCUCACCAAGAAGUUUCGCAAGCACCUCACAGAAAAGUUCCAUAGCAUUCGUGGCAGCCGGAAGUGCUCCCGGGCUACCUCAGAGACGGGCACCGAGGUGGUCAUGCCACUCAGCCAAGUCCCUGUCAAAUCCCUCAAAAAAUAGCCCCUGCUGGUUGGGGCCAGGCCCGGAGGCUUAUCCUCCAUGGACAUCACAGACUGACCCGGGGGGAGGAAGAGGUCUCUGCUGUGGUCUGGGAACCUCCUCCCUGGGCACAAGUGGCCCUUUAAGUAUUGAGGCUACUUCACUGAGGUGGGGGUGAUGGCAGGGCCAGACUGCUGGGGAAUCCAGAACUUGAAUGUGCCCCGCUGGCCACCUCUGGGCACACACGUAAUAACCUUGGCUAGUGACCUCAUCCUGAAUAGCUGAGUCUGCUAGCUCUGUGAGGAAUGUCAGGGCCACGGGCAGACCUUGGGGGCAGACUCUGAGCCACCCUGUUCAGCCUACCGAGGCAGCUGCCCUGAGCCAGUAGGGCCUGAAGUUUUGGGCAACUAUCUCCUUUGUCACCAUAAAGGCAGACAAGGGAUCUAGGGAAAGGGAUACUCCUCUGGUUGUGUGGUGCUAUCUCUGGGGAAGACUCUUGAGCUAGGAUAGUGCCACCUUGUUUCCAUUCAGAGGCACAAGAUCUCUGUGACACUUCUUAGGGGACAUGACUCAGUGGAACCUUUUACCACUUAUCCAACAACCUGUCUUGAAUGGUGCCAGAGAAGGGAAGAUAUGCACAGGUCAAAAGCUAGGCUGGGGACAUUGUCUCCUGAGGUAAAUAUGGUUUUCUGCACAGGCCACGCCUCAGGCUUGGGUCAGCUCUGGGGGAGUGUGAGAGAUACAACUGCCACAUCCAGCUGUCUCGAUGGUGAAUGCUAAUGGGGGGAUCUACCCACUGUGGGUGGGCAGAGACCCCUCAAAGCCAAACUGGGGUCAUCCAGGGCACCACGCUGCUCAGAGGCUUCCAUGAGAAAGGGCACUUAGGCUGAGAAGGACCUGUGUGCAGGUGGGUCCUCCAGAGUGGGAGGAGCCUGUCAGGUCUCCUCUGUCACUUAGCUUUCUGGGGCAGGGG
Messenger RNA from Canis lupus familiaris (dog), 2124 nucleotides. It is a transcript of the gene PTAFR, whose product is annotated as platelet activating factor receptor. NCBI's taxonomy places the organism in Eukaryota, Metazoa, Chordata, Mammalia, Carnivora, Canidae. Gene Ontology annotation, molecular function: G protein-coupled purinergic nucleotide receptor activity; platelet activating factor receptor activity. Gene Ontology annotation, biological process: chemotaxis; G protein-coupled receptor signaling pathway. Gene Ontology annotation, cellular component: membrane. The record is from RefSeq and is marked inferred.